Guillardia theta CCMP2712 is the source of this 761-nucleotide messenger RNA. RefSeq lists its product as hypothetical. Lineage: Eukaryota; Cryptophyceae; Pyrenomonadales; Geminigeraceae. The transcript is spliced from 11 exons. The coding region runs from base 4 to 720 and encodes 238 amino acids. The record is from RefSeq and is a predicted model, not a curated record.
AGCAUGUGGAGCCCAAAGAUCGCACUCGCUGUCGCCCUGGCUGCCGCAGGGUCCGCCGACGCUUUUUCUCCUGCUACUCCUGCUCUCAACGGCCUCCGCAGCCAGCGAGCUGGCGUUUCCUCUAUGGCCAUGGCCAAGGACGAUGCCAAGCCAGAGGUCUCCCGUCGUUCUCUUCUCGGCCUUGCCCCAGCCGUUGCUGCUGCCUUUGCGCUGAAGCCUGCAGAUGCUGCUGUUGACAUCAGCAAGCUUCGAUCCCUUGGAGCGUUCGUUGAUGAGGGAGGCUCAGCCCCUGCCCCUGCCCCUGCUCCAGUGAAGGCUCCUGCCCCUGCCCCUGCUCCUGCUCCUGCUGCCAAGGCUCCUGCUGCUGAUCAGAGCGCAGCCAAGGCUGAUGCUGAGGCUAAGGCCAAGGCUGCCGCUGACAAGGCUGCUUCUGACAAGGCGGCUCAGAAGGCUGCUGCGGACAAGGCUGCUGCUGAGAAGGCUGCACAGAAGGCUGCUGCUGAUAAGGCUGCUGCUGAUAAGGCUCAGGCUGAGGCCCAGGCAAAGGCUGAGGCUGCCAAGAAGGCGAACUCUGCGAACAAGGAUGAGCUGCUGAAGAAGGCUGCUGAAGCUGAGGCAGCUGUGAAGAAGGCCGAGGAAGAGCUUUCUAAGAAGGAGAAGGAGAUUGGAUCGAUCAAGGGCAAGGCUAACCUCAAGGGUCAAACUCUCUUCGGCCUCUAGGGGUGAAAGGCACGUGACUUGAAUGAAUUCAGUGAAAGUGA